Mytilus trossulus (common blue mussel) is the source of this 1431-nucleotide messenger RNA. RefSeq lists its product as uncharacterized. Bases 186 to 1229 code for a protein of 347 amino acids. NCBI's taxonomy places the organism in Eukaryota, Metazoa, Mollusca, Bivalvia, Mytilida, Mytilidae. The transcript has 3 exons. The record is from RefSeq and is a predicted model, not a curated record.
AAAACUGAUGUGGGUGUUUUGUCAAUGAUAAAUUAAUUUGCUAGCAAGGUUGAUUUUUACUUAUAUCUAGUUUGAGAAAAUAAGCAUUCUCUGAUCAGGAGUAUCGCACUUAUGUGGUAACUUCAAAUAAGAGAUCGACGAAGUGCUUGAUAUAUUGAUAUCAACCAGAUCAUUAAACUCAAAAUAUGGAACUAAUUUCUGUUUUUAAAACGUCUAAAAAUGAACUACAACGUAUGGCAACUCGGAGUAUGUCCAAACGGAAACCCCUAGAAUUUCGUCAUGAAAAUAAAAAUAUAAAGAAGCAUAACGUAAAGCUUCAAAAUGAAACACAAUGUAUGGUUACUCGAAGUAUGUCCAAACGGAAACACCCAGGAUCGGUAAAUGAUAAUGAAAAUAGAAAGAAGCUGAAAAAAAAAAGAAAUGAGCAGGGUGUGGAUAACAUGAAAGUUGAAAUUGAGGAGGAGGUGCUGCAGACAGAAAAUGAUAUCAUUACCGAAAAUAAAGAACAAAAUGUAAGACCAACACAUUUAGAAGUACAUGAAAGCUGUAUCGACAAUUUAAAAGACGAUGAUGCCUUUGAUCCCAAUGACAAUAAUGCACAGAAACGAAAUUUAACUAUUACUACAACUAAGCUGGGUGACGUUUCUUGUGAAAAAAGACAUGGCAUAGCCAUCAAUACAGAUUAUGAGACUGUAUCAGAAAGUCGAACCACUAGCCAGAAUAGUUAUGAGAGUUCAACAACAGGAAUCGAUGCUUUAUACAGCCGUAUAUCAACCUUUACGAGUUCAGAAACAAUAAGGAGAGAAAAACCGAAAGCAUUUCGAAAGUUAUAUAGACUGCUAGGAGAGCUUGAACACAAGGACAAUGGAUUAAGAGCCAAAAACCCUUUGUCCUCUACCAAAGUUGCAGAGCAUGUUGCAUAUGGAAGCACUCGAUUAGUAUCAAAGUACAUAUCAACAUGUUCUACCCUUUCCGCAGCAAAAAACUUGCUUAGAUUAAAAAUGAAAAGUAAAAGUUACAGAAACGGAAUCCAAACAAUUGUAGCAAUUGAUGUCAAUAAUCUUCCUUCAGAUGUCGCUAUUAUUGAUCUCACUAAUGAAAAUAUCAGAAAAAAAUAUGAACUUCAGAAUAACGACUACUUAAACGAAAAAUUUCAUAAAUUUGCCGCCUCCUAUGGGGAGGUCUUGCUUGAAGGAUAUAUACCUCCCGACUGUCUUGAAUAUGCAUGAUAUAUCACACGAAAGUGGUCUUAUAACAGCAGUAGUAAUGGUAAUUGUAUAAGAACACAUAAGGAAUUGGCGAGUUCUGAUCAAAAGCAUAAUGUGAUACUAUUAUGUAUUUUCAUUUUUUUCAUUCAUUUUGACAUCUAUUUCAAACUUUUGUGUGUAAAAUCUUCGAUAUAGUCUCAUGUUCUGUGUCGUGUUAUCUUAA